Molecule: messenger RNA, 3398 nt
Organism: Neocloeon triangulifer
Lineage: Eukaryota; Metazoa; Arthropoda; Insecta; Ephemeroptera; Baetidae
Exons: 19
Coding region: 158-3226 (1022 amino acids)
Molecular function (GO): metal ion binding
Source: RefSeq, a predicted model, not a curated record
CUUUGCGAUGAAUAUUCAAGAAUUUUUAGGGUGUUAUUAUUAUCCAGCGUGAAGUACUGCAAUUUGAUACACUUCCUUUUUUUUAAAUUAAGUACUCUGCUUGCUCUGAAAUAAUCUUCGAAGUUUUUUUGUGAAUUUAAAGCGAUUUUCAACGACGAUGGCUCCUGUUGACGGCUCGGCUCAAAACGUGUCUCCGGGUUUUGCCUUCAAGUUGGUCUGCGAAGGCCAAGCGAACGGCCUGGUGGACGUGAAGAAGUACCGCUCUGCCAGAACCGGACUGACCGUGGUGCUGGCGGACGUCGACGGCCCCGUCGUCAACGGCUACUUUUGCCUUGCCACUGAGGCGCACGAUGAUGACGGCCUGCCACAUACCCUGGAGCACCUCAUCUUCCUGGGCAGCGAGCAGUACCCUUACAAGGGUGUCCUUGACCUGUUGGCCAACCGCUGCCUCGCCUCUGGCACCAACGCUUGGACGGAUACCGACCACACUUGCUACACGAUGACCACUGUCGGAUCGGAAGGGUUCCUCAGUUUGAUGCCCAUUUACUUGGAUCACAUCUUGUACCCAACAUUAUCAGAUGAGGGUUUCAUAACGGAAGUGCAUCACAUCAGUGGUGACGGCCAGGACAACGGCGUUGUCUACUGCGAGAUGCAGGGGCGAGAAAACUCUGGAGAGUCUCUUUGCCACCUUAACAUGCUGCGCGCCCUUUUCCCAAACUGCGGUUACUGCUCAGAGACUGGCGGGAUCAUGAAAAAUCUCCGCACCUCUACUGACAACAUCAAAGUGAGGAAAUUCCACAAGGACUUUUACCGACCAGAGAAUUUGACUCUCAUCGUCACCGGCAAAGUCAAGGCCGAACAGGUUUUCUCAGCCCUCAGUGACAUGGAGGAAAAAAUUUGCUCCAAGGGAGACAGAGGUGCUUUUACUCGUCCUUGGCAGUCUGAAGUGCAGCCUUUGGCAAAGUCCGUAGAGCAACUGGUGCCUUAUCCCUGUGACGAGGAGGAUUGCGGCAUGGUGAGCAUUGCCUGGAGGGGGCCCUCUGCAGUCACCGACCUUGUCAAUGUUGCCGCCUGUUCUAUCAUCAUGAAAUAUCUCACUGACACAGCUGUGAGUCCGCUGCAGAGGGACUUGGUUGAAAUCAAGGAUCCCUACGCCAGCAGGGUUUGCUACUCAAUGAUUGAAAACUCAAUCGCUGCACUUUUCAUCAUUUUUGAAAAUGUCCCUAUUGACAAGGUGGACAAGGUCAAGGGCAAAGUUGAUGAGAUUUUGGAGCAAAUUAUCUCAGGAAAGGAGGCUAUCGAUGCUACUCGCCUUUGUUCCGUCAUCAACCGCCAGAUUUUGGAAACCCUGAGUCACCUUGAAACAAACCCUCAUGACACCAUAGCAUUCAUGGCCAUUGGAGACAUGCUCUAUGGGCAAAAUCAGAAAGACUUCCAGCAGCGCUUGAACACUGUUCAAGACCUCAGGAAGCUGCUUGAGGAGCCCAACUCCUUCUGGAUUGAUUUACUGAGAAAGUAUUUUGGUGCUGACGCUCCGAGCGUUCUGAUCAAAGGCCGUCCCAGCAUUGAGCUGCAAGUAAAAAUGGCCGAGGAGGAAGAAGAGCGAGUGAAGCAGCAGUGUGCUCUGCUGGGAGAGAGUGGACUCAAAGGCAAGGCUGAUGCCCUUAUGGCUGCCAUUGAGCACAAUGAGCGUCCCCCUCCGGAUGAAAUGCUGACUUCAGUGCCUAUCCCUGGAACAGGAGGAAUUAAUUUCCACACAAUCGAGAGCUUCACCUCCAACAACACUGAAGUUUCCCACCCCAACUUCUCAGACAUCACCUCUCCUGGAGUCACUACCUAUCUUCUCAACAUCAAAUCAAACUUCGUCUACAUGUUUGCUCUGAUGGACACAAAUUCCCUGCCAGCCAAUCUGAGGAGCUACCUGCCUUUGCUCUUGGAAACCAUUAUUGAAAGUCCGGUCGAGAGAGACGGGGUUGUUGUCCCAUAUGAGACCAUUGUCUCCGAACUGGAGUCUGACACAAUUUCAGCGUCAACCAGGGUUGGCUUGGAAGUUUGUUCUAGAUUCUCAUGUGGACCUUUUGGACAGACUGCUUUGCUUCUCCUUCAGUUGGAGCCUGGCAAGUACGCUCGCUGUGUGAAAUGGAUGCAGGAAAUUCUGUAUGGCACUCAACUCACUACGGAGCGUCUGUCAGUGGUGGCGACCAAAAUGAUCAAUGACGUUGCCCAAGCCAAACGAAAUGGAAACGGAAUCGCCAUCGACAUUCUCAAAUCAAUGCUUUUCUGCAAAGAGAGUAACCAGUACUGUUCAAGCAUGCUGAGGCAGCACCGAGUCUUGACCGAACUGAGUUCGGCCUUGGAGGCUGGAGGUGACGGAGCAAAGAAAAUCCUAGAGCAGCUCAAUCAGUUGAGAGAGGAAAUAACAAAACCCGAGAAUUUGUCAGUCAUGGUUGCAGCUAACUUUGAGGCUCUUGAGCAGGCAGACCAGCCGUGGAAAGAAUUUCUUCCUUCUCGACUUGAGGCAUCCUUGAAACCUUUGCAUGUGACUUGUGACGCCGAGUUGAUAUCCGAGUGCCAGGGCCAGAGGGGCAGCAUUGUGGGCCUCGGGUGUGUGGAGUCAUCCUUCCUGAAGCACUGCUGCCCCGGCCUCAAAGGCUACAAACACGAAGACCUGCCCGCCCUGCUUGUCUUCACUCAGUACCUGACCCAGUUGGAGGGCCCUCUGUGGAAGCAGGUGCGCGGCCAGGGACUCGCUUACGGCUACAACAUGUUCCCUCAGCCCAACGAGGGCCGUCUUUACUUCACAAUCUUCAAAGCCACCAACACGUUGGCUGCGUUUGUUGAGUCGAAAGCAAUUGUGGAGGCUCAGUUGAAACCCGAUGCUGUGUGGGAUGAGACGUUAUUUGACUCAGCUCGCAGUUCGCUUGUCUUUGAAAUCGUAGAGAGGGAGAAGAGUGUCGGAGACGCCGUGGUGCACAGCCUGCUCUCCUUUUUCAAGGGAGUGCCGCUUGACUACAACAAGGAACUUGUGCAAAAAGUGUCAAAGGUCACUACGGACGACCUGAGGCGAGUCGGAGCAAAGUAUGUCGCUCCUCUUUUUGUCCCUGGAUCUGGUCACACUUCAAUUGUUUGCCACUCAAGCAAAGUAGAGGAAAUCGCAACGGCAUUCAAUGACUUGGGCUUCUCCAUCAAAAUAUCCUCAUCGCUGGAGGAGAGUCCUUUGGCUUAAAUAUGAUAUUAACAAGAUCCUAUUAGAAGCUGCUGAUUUGGAUCUUGCAACAAAAUUAAAAUUUUUUAACAAAUAUAUUUUGCCUCAGUUUGAUUUGCAGUGUGAAUUAAAUUUGUAACUACAUAAUUAAUUCAAGUUCAAUUAAAGUCAAGCUUGGCGAGCACAUAUACAU